This is a messenger RNA of Solenopsis invicta (red fire ant), 2722 nucleotides long. It is a transcript of the gene Not11, whose product is annotated as CCR4-NOT transcription complex subunit 11. The transcript has 2 exons. The record is from RefSeq and is a predicted model, not a curated record. Gene Ontology annotation, cellular component: CCR4-NOT complex. NCBI's taxonomy places the organism in Eukaryota, Metazoa, Arthropoda, Insecta, Hymenoptera, Formicidae. Gene Ontology annotation, biological process: negative regulation of translation; mRNA catabolic process. The coding region runs from base 255 to 1622 and encodes 455 amino acids.
UUAUGUUAUGCAUUUCAUGUGCGAGACCCUUGAAACCUACACGUGCAAGAAGUUCAGCUCAAUUCAGUUAAAAAGUACAGAUAAUGGUUCCGUUCACGUCCAAGCGGUCCAGCUUGUGUCAAAGUACUAGAUUUUUUGCCCAUAAACGUGCGUGAUAUCUCCACGUGGGACACAGCUCAUGCUUUGUUUAUAUAUGUAACUUUACGACGACGGAGUAAGUACGGAGUGUCGCAAGAAUUUCAUUCAUCGCGAGAAUGUCGCACACUCAACAGAACAUCGUGAAGUUGCUAGACCUCGUUAGCGAGGAGAAUCGAGACAGCAGCCUCGAGAGUCUCUGCGGUCAGCUGCAUCAGAGCUUCCCCAAGGAGGAGCGCUUCGAUGUAGGAACGGUGCUGCUCCUGCAGCUGCAGCACGUCAGCCUGCUGCCCAAACAUGUCCAACGUAUCAUAGCGUGGACGCUGCUAUUCGACCUGUACCGAGGGGAACCGUUGGCUUCCACGCCUUUCGCCUCUGUGUUUGUGCAAGUGCUCAAGUUGCAGGAGGAUACUAAUAACGGCAGUUCGAAAUCGUCCGGCCACACCGGUCACAUACCGCCCCUGUCAAAUUGCGAGAAGAAUCUGCUUGUCAAUUUGAUGGGAUACAAUGCGAAGGACGUUAUGAAGAAGACGCCACGCCAGAUCGUGGACGAAUUCUCGUUUGCUCCCGUGCCGCCUAUCGAUCUGACCAACUUGCAACUGCAACUGGCGGAGCACCAAUCUGAGCUGCCAGCCGUCAGUAAAUGCGGAAAUCCAAUAAUACUACCUGACAUGGAUCACUCUAAAGGAAUAGAGUACGACGUGACUGCUGUGAAAAAUAUGAUAGAAGAUCUCACUAUCGGCGACCCGCCUCUGUGCAGGCGAAGUUAUCGUCCCGAAUGCGUGAGGCUUGUACCACCGCUUUAUCAUUCUAUCAAUGAGUUAGCUUGGUUUCAUGUUACAGAACCGACUCAAUUUACAGUCGAGUACGACACCAGUAUGUGCGUGUCAAACUGCGCUAGUGCCGAAGCACGUAAACUCAUGGGCAAGGCCUUUAAGAACGUUUUAACGCUGACUCAGCAACAAUAUUUGAUUAGCGAACUGGACAAGGAUCCAAAGCUCGUUUAUCACAUUGGACUCACGCCUCCCAAAUUGCCAGAUCUGGUCGAGAACAAUCCUUUGAUUGCCAUUGAAGUUUUACUCAAAUUAAUGCAAUCCAGCCAGAUCACUGAAUACUUUAGCGUGCUGGUGAACAUGGAGAUGUCUCUUCAUUCUAUGGAGGUAGUAAACAGGUUAACCACCACGGUGGAUCUACCGACGGAAUUUGUACAUUUGUAUAUUAGCAAUUGUAUAUCUACCUGUGAGACUAUCAAGGACCGUUACAUGCAGAACCGACUGGUGCGACUUGUCUGUGUGUUUCUGCAAUCUCUGAUAAGAAAUAAAAUCAUAAACGUGCAAGAGCUAUUUAUCGAGAUCCAAGCGUUCUGUGUUGAAUUCAGUCGCAUUAGGGAAGCAGCCGCAUUAUUUCGGCUCUUAAAACAACUUGAGUCUGGUGAUACCGGUGGACUUAGCGCUCCACCUACAAGAAAUAGAGCAGAUAUAUGUUAAAACGUGCCAUGAUGCCUGUAAAUACUAUGUGAAGCAUUUUCACUAAAAAAACAAACUGUUCGAUUAAUUUAACAGGAAAUUUGAUGAUUUGAGUAUGUCCCUAGUUGCACCCUCCUGUAUAUAUCUGAUAAAAUAACAUUUUAAAAUUAUGUUAUUGAGUUGUUGUAAAUGGAAAAUAAAUUUUCGAAUUGUAGCCAUCAUGUUUUAAAAAAAAUAUCUUGAUUACCAAGAUAAAUCUCGAUAAAUAGUUUUGGCAGGUCUACGAUCUUUUUUUUUUUUAUAUCAGAAGAUCUGUAUCUUAAGGAAAAUCACAAGGUCUUAGCUGACUUCUUUGGAGUCUAGUUUAUUGGAUGGAUUUUCAACUUUAAUAGUCAGACUAUUAUAAAUUUUUAGUAGUAAAAUACCAAAUUUUUUAAGAGUGUGAAAUCGAAGAUACAUCUAGAUGAAAAUUCACUUCUUGCAAAGUUUUUAUCUUUUUUUCCACUCAAGUUGGAGAGAAAGAGAGGACAAAUGGACAAAGUUCAGUUGAAAAGAAAAGAAACAUAUUUUACAUUUUAAGCCUUUGCCACACGUUAGUAAUACACAAUAACUAUCUUGUUUUUGAAAUCAUACAAACUAAAAAGACUUUUGUGUGAUUUAUGAUAAACCGUUAUAUAAUAACAAAAGAAUUACGAACUUUAUAGAUAUUACAAAAGUGCAUACCAUCAUGUAAUAAUAAAUGUUUUUAAAUUAUACAAGUCAACCAUUUUGCUAAGGCAAAUUUAAUGUUUUAUGUAGAAUAUAAAAUUGAAGUGAAUAUAAAUUUGUAAUAUAUACAUGUAUAUGAAACAUUGAUAAUAACUUAUUUAUGUAAAAAAUACUUCGCUGAUCUAGAAUUUGACAUACAAUGUUUUUUUUUUAUAUUGGUAACUUUCCAUUUUUAGUAACUGAAUUCUGUAACAUUGUCUUAUAAUAAACAAUCAUCAUCUAAUAAACAAAUGCAAUAUGUAAAUAACGAAUUUAUAAUUGUAAAUUUUUUACAAUUACACAUUUGUAUCUAUCAUGCUUCAAACUUCAAGUACAAAAGAAACGAAUUACAAUAAAUAUCGCAGUCAAUACAA